CACCGCGAUCGCAGUUCGAAUAGUUCGGAUCUAAAUUUAAACGACCUCGCUAUGCGCCCGCGCACUAUACGCCGCGCAAAAAUCAAACGUAGCACAUAUUAUAUUUUUCGAACCCGACCCUUCCGAUACCCGGUGUGAUCCCUGAGGAUAUCAUAUCCUGGACAUUCCUGAUGAAAAUGUUGAAGUGAUGUGAUUUUGAAUACGGCAAAAUGAAGUUUACUAUUGACGUUCUCGGGGUGUUUUUGAAAAUUGUUAUUAGGGUGAACAAAGCAACCUUCGCACCGCUAGUGGUAUCAACUCUAUUCAUCCUCCUUACAUCCAUACUAGCACAUUGCGCGCGGCGCCUGGUACAGAGCGUAGUUAAGGACCCGUUUGUAAGGGUUCUGUUUGAGGAAGCGAUCGCUGCUGCGGAGUUGUGUGGCUGCUGUUUUGAACUGAUUAUUGUGGCAGACAACUUCGGUGUAGCUACAUACGCGGUAUUCCUGUUUCUAUUGACAAUAUGGUGGUCACUAAAUUGGGGGGAAGCCACGGCGUGCCCGUACACACAUAUCGAAGAUAUUAUUGAAGGAAGGACCGACAUUCGUAAAGCAGUACUAAAAACAUGGGCGGAGUUGGGCGGCGGUCUGCUAGUCUUCAAAUACGUUCAAAUGUACUGGGCUCUUGAAAUCUCUGAUACACACAAGGAUAAGGCUAUUGAAGACUGUACGGCUGAUUUACAGGUGCCAGUGCUCUAUGGUGCCUUAGUGGAAGGUGUAGCCACUUGUAUGUGCAGACUAGCAUCCAGGGCCUUGGGAGACAUCAACCCACGCUUCGCCACUGCGAUCGACGCUUUUGUCGGCACAUCUCUUGUUGUGGCUGGCGCUCUAUUAAGAGGCACGAUUUACAUCUUUAGCUAUCAAGACGAUAGCCCAAAUGCCGACAUCAGCUUGUCUGUUACUUGCAAAGUCAAUUUAGGAAGAGCAUUCGAAUAUUCCGGUGGUUAUUUCAACCCCGUCCUAGCAACAUCGUUGAAAGCCGGCUGCCACGGCCACACGCUAACUGAGCAUGCCACAGUAUACUGGGCUGGAGCAUGUGCGGGGUCCAUCAUGUCCGUAUAUCUGUACAAACUGCCAGCUAUACAACAAUUCGUGAAAGGCACGACUGAAACCGAAGUCAACGGAGACAGCAUUUGGGCGGGAAAAGAAGAUUAAAAUUGUAUUUCCAAACUUAUUUGUUUUGAAUCGAAAUUCCGAUGUAAAUACUGUCAAACGUCGAUGUGGGAUUGUUUUUGUUGUGUGCGGGAGUUGCCAGUAAAUAAACAAAUUUGAAAAUAUAUUUCGUGCAUUCGAUAAAAUUAUUUCAACCGCAAAUAAAUAUUCCGUUUAAAUCCAACGUUAAAUGAAAUUCUUUAAUUUUUUAUUUAACCAAUCAGUAUUUUAUAUUCGUUAUAUUGAUCGUAUUUUAUAUUACAUCGAAUUUACUGUAUGUAUUAUUGUCUAGUCAUUGUUGAUUGUAUCUUUAACUAAAAUAUAAUAAGUGCUACGUAUUAUUGUAAAUAAAUGGUUAAAUUGUUA
Molecule: messenger RNA, 1553 nt
Organism: Colias croceus (clouded yellow)
Lineage: Eukaryota; Metazoa; Arthropoda; Insecta; Lepidoptera; Pieridae
Gene: AQP
Product: aquaporin-11
Exons: 8
Coding region: 210-1190 (326 amino acids)
Cellular component (GO): cytoplasm
Molecular function (GO): channel activity
Source: RefSeq, a predicted model, not a curated record